GUUUUCCUGAUUUCUAAAGCUAUAAAAUGUCUGAAAAAAUUUUUACGAUGAGAAGGAUUUGGACCCGACCCUCCGCGAAUUCCGGCUUGACGGGUUGGCUCAGCAGGCGAGAAGGGUGAGCGAAAGGGGGCGGAGACAGGUAGAGUGCACUACAGUUAGGACUUUACGUUAGUUACGUUAGUUAGUUUACGUUAGUUAGGACGCCUACACCGCUGAGGCAGAUGGAAAUUACAAAAAAGCUCGGGAGCUUUUGAAAAAAGCUGAAAAGUACGAGACUGAGGCGGAGA
Messenger RNA from Caenorhabditis elegans, 287 nucleotides. The record is from the annotation of a RefSeq genome assembly. Lineage: Eukaryota; Metazoa; Nematoda; Chromadorea; Rhabditida; Rhabditidae.